Lagenorhynchus albirostris (white-beaked dolphin) is the source of this 1429-nucleotide messenger RNA. It is a transcript of the gene PRRG2, whose product is annotated as proline rich and Gla domain 2. The transcript is spliced from 8 exons. Gene Ontology annotation, molecular function: calcium ion binding. Gene Ontology annotation, cellular component: extracellular region. The coding region runs from base 125 to 718 and encodes 197 amino acids. The record is from RefSeq and is a predicted model, not a curated record. Lineage: Eukaryota; Metazoa; Chordata; Mammalia; Artiodactyla; Delphinidae.
CGGAAGUAGAUCUGCCCCUAUUUGCGGAGGUAUCUCUUCUGGCUUGCUGGCUGCAGCUGGCCGAGGAGGCCCUGAUUAAGGAGGAGGGGACAGUGCUCACAAGUCUAGGCAGUGUCCACAAAAUAUGAGGAGCCACCGCUCUGUGCUGCUGCUGUACCUGGGACUGACCACCUGCCUGGACACCUCACCCAGUGGGGAGCAAGACCAAGAAGUCUUCCUGGACUCCCCAGAGGCCCAGAGCUUCCUGGGCAGCCGUAGGCGGAUUCCACGAGCCAAUCACUGGGACCUGGAGCUGUUCACGCCAGGGAACCUGGAACGGGAGUGUCAAGAGGAGAGGUGUUCCUGGGAAGAGGCGCGGGAGUACUUUGAGGACAAUACUCUGACGGAGCGCUUUUGGGAGAAUUACAUCUACAAUGGCAGAGGAGGACGUGGACGAGGGGACGUAGCAAGCAUGGCUGUGGGGCUGACAGUGGGCAUCCUGCUCAUGGUCCUGGCCAGCCUGGGAGCCUUUUGGUAUCUGCAUUGCCGUCAGAAACGAGGCCAGCAGCCCAGUCCUCAAGAGGCCGAGCUCAUCAGUCCCCUGAGCUCUCUGAGUCCGCCGACGCCCCUGCCUCCACCCCCACCCCCAGGCCUCCCCACCUACGAGCAGGCGCUGGCGGCCUCUGGGGUGCACGACGCACCACCGCCCCCCUACGCCAGCCUCUGGAGGCCGCGCUGAAGAGCUGUUUCGAGCUGUUUCGGAGUCGGGGUUCUCCGAACCGUGCCCCAGAUUCACACCGGAUUCCGGAAACCCCCAGGCCUCUUAAACUCCGGAGCUGAGCUUGGAGGGGUGAUGGCAGUAGGGAUCGUCCGGCCCGAGGCCUACCCUAACACGUGUUUCCGCCGCCUACGGAUACACGCAAGUUCCCGGGCAACGUGUUCCCGCGUCCCGGCGCCUCGCAGGCCCCCACGCUCUCCUAAUGGUGGGGGUACCCACCAGCCCCGCCCCCGGGAUAGGCGUGCGUGGAAACUCCGACUCAGGCGCGCAGUGCCUCGCAGACUCGCGUGUGAGUAGGUGUGACACGGCCAUCUCCCUCAGUGUCACGGGCCACGGACAGGCAGAGCCCCGCCUGUGUACACGCGUGUUUUCGUGUGCUCCCCGUGCGUGCACGGGGGCACUCUGCAAUCCAGGGAAAGGGUGGGGGGCAUAUUUGCAAGCGUGCUUGGUUGGGGGCAGGCGCACACUGCACCUGGGGGACUGGAGUUGAGCUCUUUCCCUAAAUAAAAACCCUUUGGAAAAGAGACCCAAAAGAGUGAAAUAAUGCAAAAAAAAAAACACAAAUAAACUGAACCGCGUUCCCGGGCGCGUCUGCGCACGGCAGAGCUGGCUUUCUGUACAAACGCUGCGCCCUACACCCUCAGGCCCUGCUAACGCUCUGUGUCUGCCUCU